AUGGGGAAAGACGUCAAGUUCCUUCUCUGGUCUGAUAGAGUCAUCAAGUUGGCUGUCAGCGCUCAACCGUAUGCAGCCUUGGCCUGGUCUGGUCUACUCACGAGCGGUGCCAUGCAAAACGAGGCCAUGCUGAAAGGCUUCAAUUCCGUCGGCGAUAUCCAACUGUAUUGGAAAAGCUGCGAGGAUACCGAUCUUCUAUCCCCACAUCAGCACAACUACAAGGAUCUUAUGGAACCCUUGUCUAAGCUCUAUUCCUAUCUUAUCGAAUAUCAAGCCCGGGUAAUAUGUCACCUCUCCAGUACCCAACUCGCCCGUGCGUGGCAGAAAGUGGCUGGCUGGAACGACUGGAGCGGGAAAGAGCGUGACAUCGGUGACUCCCAUGCCCGGUGUGAGGGCUACAUCAAUCCUCUCCAACAAAGGGAAGUUCGGAAACAUCGCGACCAUCAGCUCCAAGUGAUGCAGAAAUCGUGUAGGAUUGAAGAGAAAAUCCUCCAGGCCCUAGAGGAAGGCAAGCAGGACGAGAAGGAGACACGACUGCUUCAAGACCUCGCCUUGGCGUCGUCGGGUUAUGAAGCCGAUAAGGAUUUCAACCCAAAUAGAACAGUUUGCAAAUGGCGCGAUAGCGAGUCGUCAAGUCUCCUCUGGGUCUCUGCGGGGCCUGGAUGCGGCAAGUCAGUUUUAUCGCGAGCUCUGAUUGACGAGGGUCAUUUAGCCACCAGCGUCAAUACGAUUACCAUCACACCCUCGGCCAUCACGACUUCUACAGGCACGACCUCAACCGUCUGUUACUUCUUCUUCAAGGACGGAGACGACCGCCGUAUGGACGCUGCGCAUGCUUUAUGUGCAAUACUGCACCAGCUAUUCUCAAGCGCCUCUACCAGCAGCCUGAUCAAACAUGCACUUUACAGUCACAAGAACUAUGGCAAAGCUCUGGCACAGAACUUCUCCGAGUUAUGGCGGAUCCUGGUAGACUGUGUUAAAUCCUCGGAUGCCGGAGAAAUCAUUUGUGUCCUGGAUGCCUUGGACGAAUGUAAUGAGAGCAGCCGGAGGGAAAUAAUCGGCAAGCUUAAAGACUUCUAUUUCCGAGAGCAGCACCAGCUGAACACAAAGCUUAAGUUCCUUAUAACCAGCCGGCCCUACGAUGACUUGGAAAGAUCUUUUGGAACCUUCUCUGCAACUACUAUAUAUCUUCGAUUUGACUGUGAUGAUAAGUCCGAGGAGAUCAGCCGCGACAUUAAUCUAGUUAUUGAGGCCAGAGUCGAUAAAGUUGCUAGCACGUCUUCAGAAAUGAAGAAUCGCACAUACCUAUGGCUGCACCUGACAUUUAACAUCAUUGAGGAAAGCCCGAGUGAAUAUAGCAGACGAUCAGACAUAGAAGGGGUUUUGUCUGAUCUACCAUCUCAAGUGUCUGAUGCGUACGAAAAGAUGUUGGACCGAAGCAAGAAUUCAGCGAAGACAGAAGCACUUCUUCAAAUCGUGCUUGCCGCGGCGAGGCCUUUGACUCUUGACGAAGCCAGCUAUGCCCUUGCAUUAGCGUUACAAAAGCAAAAGUUCACUUCGCAUAGAGAUCUUGAGGUGGCCCGGUGGAAUGAAGAUUUCAAGGGCGUGGUGAAAAACUUGUGUGGUCUUAUCAUCAACGUCUACGAUUCGAAGUUGUCCUUCAUUCAUCAGACAGCCAGGGAGUUUCUCACUGGCACUACUGAGCGGAAUAUUAAGUGGAAGGGGCGCUUCAGCAACACACCAAAAUCGCACAAUACGAUAUCACGAUGCUGCCUACAUUACCUCCUGCUGCCGGACUUACCUGCGCAAGAUCAGUCCAACCCUGCUAACGAUCAAAAGUACCCACUCAUCGAUUACGCUGCUACUAACUGGCCGUUCCAUUACACUUCGCAGGAUACGGUUGCGAGAGCGAGGGUAUGGUGGCCAAUUUCCUGGCGCAGGAUUUUCGGCUGGCCUGACUGGUCUGACUGGACUGACUGGACUGAUCUGGCGUUGGCGAGCUACUUUGGUCUUCUGCCAGUCGUCAACGAUAUAUUAACAGAGGGAAGUGUUGAUAUUAAUGCGCGAGGCGGAUACUACGGCACAGCACUGCAGGCAGCAUCGGCACAAGGCUAUAAGGGCGUCGUACAGACCCUACUUGACAAGAAUGCCGACGUCAAUGCAGAAGAUGGAUGGUACGGCACGGCGGUCUUCGCGGCGGCCUCGGAAGGCGGCCUCGAAGUGAUGCAGGUGCUCUUAAGCAGGGGAGACGAGGUCAAGAUCACAGCAGAUGUGGUUGAGGCUGCAGCAGAGAAUGGGAGUAGCGGGAAAGAAGUGAUGGCACUGCUUCUCGAGAAGCGAGGAGAUGAGGUUAAGAUCACAGCAGAUGUGGUCAAGGCUGCAGCGGGGAAUGAGGGUAGUGGGGAAGUGAUGGCAUUUCUUCUCGAGAAGCGGGGAGAUGAGGUCAAGAUUACAGCAGAUGUGGUUAAGGCUGCUGCGGGGAAUGAAUAUGGCGGGAAAGAAGUGAUGGCACUGCUUCUUAAGAAGCGGCCAGAAGGACUACAGCUUACAGAAGAGGUGGUAUGUAGUAUUGCAGAAGGGUUUGAAGAAGAAGCGAUAGCACUGCUUCUUAAGAAGUGA
Ilyonectria robusta is the source of this 2619-nucleotide messenger RNA. RefSeq lists its product as uncharacterized. Lineage: Eukaryota; Fungi; Ascomycota; Sordariomycetes; Hypocreales; Nectriaceae. The record is from RefSeq and is a predicted model, not a curated record. Gene Ontology annotation, molecular function: protein binding. Bases 1 to 2619 code for a protein of 872 amino acids. The transcript has 6 exons.